This is a messenger RNA of Pygoscelis adeliae (Adelie penguin), 4383 nucleotides long. It is a transcript of the gene MAU2, whose product is annotated as MAU2 sister chromatid cohesion factor. The annotation marks the transcript as partial. Gene Ontology annotation, biological process: maintenance of mitotic sister chromatid cohesion; mitotic sister chromatid cohesion. NCBI's taxonomy places the organism in Eukaryota, Metazoa, Chordata, Aves, Sphenisciformes, Spheniscidae. Gene Ontology annotation, molecular function: protein binding; double-stranded DNA binding. Gene Ontology annotation, cellular component: chromatin; SMC loading complex. The record is from RefSeq and is a predicted model, not a curated record. The transcript is spliced from 18 exons.
UUGAUAUCCCAGCAAAUUCCCCAGUUUGAAGACGUUAAGUUUGAGGCAGCCAGCCUUCUGUCCGAACUGUAUUGUCAGGAGAAUUCAGUGGAUACAGCAAAACCUCUGUUACGCAAAGCCAUUCAGAUUUCACAGCAGACUCCGUACUGGCACUGUAGAUUGCUUUUUCAACUUGCACAACUACAUACACUUGAAAAAGACUUAGUAUCUGCAUGUGACCUUCUCGGAGUUGGAGCAGAAUAUGCUCGGGUGGUAGGAUCAGAGUAUACCAGAGCACUCUUUCUGCUAAGCAAGGGGAUGCUCCUUCUAAUGGAACGAAAGCUGCAGGAGGUGCACCCUCUCCUUACCCUUUGCGGGCAGAUAGUUGAAAACUGGCAAGGAAACCCCAUCCAGAAAGAGUCGUUACGUGUAUUCUUCUUAGUCCUGCAGGUCACGCAUUACCUGGAUGCUGGGCAGGUGAAGAGUGUGAAGCCGUGCCUGAAACAGCUUCAGCAGUGCAUCCAGACCAUCUCCACGCUGCACGAUGAUGAAAUUCUGCCCAGCAACCCCGCUGAUCUCUUUCACUGGCUGCCCAAAGAACACAUGUGUGUGCUUGUCUACUUGGUGACAGUGAUGCAUUCCAUGCAAGCGGGGUACCUGGAGAAGGCUCAGAAGUACACAGACAAAGCACUCAUGCAGCUAGAGAAGCUAAAAAUGUUGGACUGCAGUCCUAUCUUGUCAUCUUUCCAAGUUAUUUUGUUGGAACACAUUAUCAUGUGUCGGCUUGUGACGGGACACAAAGCCACAGCAUUGCAGGAGAUUUCACAAGUCUGUCAGCUCUGCCAGCAGUCUCCCAGACUGUUUUCUAAUCACGCUGCCCAGCUGCACACUCUAUUAGGGCUCUACUGCAUUUCUGUUAAUUGCAUGGACAACGCAGAAGCACAGUUUACUACAGCACUGAGGCUCACUACACAUCAAGAACUGUGGGCAUUUAUUGUGACAAACUUAGCCAGCGUGUACAUCAGGGAAGGCAACCGGCAUCAAGAGCUUUACAGCUUAUUGGAAAGGAUAAAUCCAGACCAUAAUUUUCCUGUGAGCUCUCACUGUCUUCGAGCAGCAGCUUUCUACAUCCGAGGUCUGUUCUCCUUCUUUCAAGGAAGAUACAAUGAGGCAAAACGAUUUUUGCGAGAGACACUGAAAAUGUCAAAUGCAGAAGACUUGAAUCGAUUAACAGCAUGUUCUCUCGUACUCCUGGGUCAUAUAUUCUAUGUGUUAGGGAAUCACAGGGAAAGUAAUAAUAUGGUAGUACCAGCCAUGCAGCUUGCAAGCAAGAUACCAGAUAUGUCUGUGCAGCUGUGGUCUUCAGCUCUGUUGAGAGACCUGAACAAAGCCUGUGGAAACGCCAUGGAUGCACACGAGGCAGCACAGAUGCAUCAAAACUUCUCGCAACAGCUCCUCCAGGACCACAUUGAGGCGUGCAGUCUUCCAGAACACAAUCUAAUCACGUGGACAGAUGGACCACCUCCUGUACAGUUCCAGGCACAGAACGGACCCACCACCAGCCUGGCCAGUCUCCUGUGAAACAGAAUAACUAUCAGGACAGUGUGUUUAAAAAGAAAAACAAAAUGCCAAAAAAGGAGAAAAAAUACAUGCAAAAUCUUUUCUUCAAAGAAAAGGCAGCAAAUUCCUCUUCUAGUGAGGGCCUUGUAGGAAACAGGUUGCAUAAAGACAACGUACAUUUCAUAGACUUGCAAAGUGAGAAGGGCAUUUUAAGCUGCUUUUACAUAAUGUGUGUGAAUAUACAACUAGUGUGUAUAUACCUACUGGUUUUAAUCUGCUUUCCUCUUACUGAGAAUUAAGGUUUAGUCCAAAGGACACUUGUUCCUUAAAUUGUUAGAUACCUACUUUUUAAAAAUUGUCACAGAAAACGAGGAGGGAGGACUCACGCAGUCUUGAAUACCAAUUGUAUUCUAAAUACUUAACCCUUCCCUGGAGUACGAUGCAUGCCAGAUUUAACGUUUUCUGUGCCCUUCCACUCCUGGAAAUAAUUGGAUUAAAUCAUGAUUGAUUGUAGGGUGCCCUAAAGUUCUAAAUCUAGUCUCUGAGGUAAUAUUCUUUCCUUCUCAUUGUCUGCAAGUCGUUGCCAGUGCUGUUCGUAGCCUUGCAGUGAAGCUAAGGAUGAGACCGGCGAGAUCCGAGUUCUGAGGGGCAGGGUGUUUGCAGCUGGGGGGGUGUUAGCAUCCUCGGGCUGGCCUCCAGGCUGAGCGGAGCAGACUUGCGCUGUUGUCAGAGGAGCGGGUUCCACCUCCCGGAUUCAUGAGUGUGUGGACAAUGUGCCACCACUUCAUCCCUGUGAGGGUCUUCCUUCUGUCUCCUUGCACUGAUGUCCAGUCCCGCAUGGGGUAAGGCAGAACCGCAGCUCUCUCCAUCUCUGCUACUUUGUCGUGGUUUGUACGGGAGGAGGAAAGUUUUGGCUUCCUGUCUAGUCCCUCUGUGGCCAAGCACCUGGGAAACAGCAUUUUGCAUCUUUACUGCAGCCUCACCAAGGGAAGGCAGCAUCUGUGCCUUACUGAUUUUUACAAGUGAUUGAAGUCAGAGUUAAACUAGGUGGUUAAAACCCAGAUCCGAUAUAAGCCAGAGGCUUAUGAUAAAAACUGAACCCUUAAGGUGCCCUUGGCAAAAACUUAACGUUUCCAAACUUUUCUGUGUUAGCUUUCCUGUUCUAUCUCAGUUUUUUGAACUCUUCAGCUGUGAGUUCUCACUGCGUUUGCCUGUGCCUCUGCAGCUGUCUCAAAACAGGAGAGACAAGGCCCAAGUUCGUUCUGCAGAAAAGAGUGUGAGAGUUGUUAAUUCCAUGAAGCAUCAGCAGCUUUAUAGCAAGGAUCUGUGCCAGUCCGUCGUAGUGCCGUGUAAAGCUUGUGAGGUUCAUGGGGUUUAAUAAAGGCAUUUUUCUCUCUUGGUAGCUCUGCAUAUUUAUCUGCCAACUUAAAAGGGGGAGGGAAAAAGAAUCUGCUAGAAAAAUUACUUCUGUAGGGCCUUCUGUGAUUGCUUCUUUUUCUGAGGGGGGAGGAGGAGAAUAUUUAUAGGAAAUAUUUGACCCCCUCAAACCUUUAGAACUUUCAUUGUAGAAGGAAUACUGUGAAAUCUGUCUUUAAUCAUAGAAUGGGUUGGGUUGGAAGGGACCUUAAGGAUCAUCUAGUCCAACCGCCAAUGAUCAUUCUUUUUCAAAGUCUUGUCCUCUGUCUUAGCAACAGCUCACAGAGACGCUUGCUCUUUGUAAUUCAAACCCCUCGGUUUUUACCACUGAAUGAUAUUAAGGGGAGAAGUGCUUGUCCGAUUACCAAAAUAGGAUUUUAUGUUUCCUCUACUGGACAUGCGAUGCCAACUUAGAUCCCUUUCUCAGACAUUUACUCUUGCAGAAGCCAUGUAUAUUUUAGGCCUUGCUAAAUCUCCCGACGGGGAAAACAUAGCCUCAAUAUUGGUACCGGGAGAGAGUCUUAUUGCUGGGUUUGCAAGAAAAAAAUUCAGUGCUGUUUACAGUCUCCCUUAGAACCCCCCCAAAAAACCAAAAAAUAGGAAGGAAAUCUGUGAGUUAGCGUGCAGGGUAUUUGGAGGUACCAAAUACAGGGAGAAUCCAUGCAGACGGACCCUGUUCUUCAUCACUUGCUCCUUGAGAUCAUGUUCUGUGUCUGCCACCGGGCUCUCGCGGUCUGUCCCAAGCACAGCUCCUCUCCCCUUGGACUCACGGAGCUGACAGCCGGCCUGCUGCGGCAUUCCCGUGGAAGCUGCCAGGCUCACAGCACCGGGGGCAGGAGCCCGUCUCCGUGCCAGCACCUCGGCGGCGGCGCGCUGCCCGUGUGGGUCCGUGGCGUGGCGAGAGGAGGUGGGUUCCCGCUCGCUCCACUGCAGGGCUGAGACAGCCAGGCUGUGCCACAGGCAUCUGCUAGAGACGGAACAACUUCAUCAGCUCAACAGCUGUCACGUGCUUGGAUUUUGAUCAGGAAUGAUCAGGCGAAUCCUACCUUAGGAAUAUUGAUACCCCAUGGACUAUUUUUAAGUCUUUCCAGUUUUUUUGUGUGUGUAUGGGAAGCAGUAUCUCUCUUUGGCUGUUCCCUCAGUAAGUCACUGAGUUGCAAGAACUCAGUACCUGUUUUUAAGCGCCUAAAUACAAUGGCCAUUUUCUUGACAGUGCUCUUGGCAGCUGAGGAGUGACUAGUAACUGAAAAAGCCGUACUUCAAAACCUGCUAGAGUCCCAUUCAGGUAAUCCGGGCAUUCUCUUUUUCAUCUUCUGUCAUCCAGUCUGAGGCUGUUCCUUAACUGAUUACGUGCCCGUGGCAACUACAAUAAAUUGUUUUACAUGUUGGCCAAAAAAGUGCUGCUUCUACAAGGCAACAUUAAAAAAA